This is a messenger RNA of Cherax quadricarinatus, 1424 nucleotides long. Lineage: Eukaryota; Metazoa; Arthropoda; Malacostraca; Decapoda; Parastacidae. The record is from RefSeq and is a predicted model, not a curated record.
AUGGACACAGAGUACACAGAGUACACAGCAAACUAUCCACUACGUCUGCAAGAAUCUAGUCUCCUCUUCAACAUUAUCACCCUCCUGGCCACAACAGAAUCUUUCGAUCCCCAGUUUUCAUUGUGUAGUGUCAUGGCCAGCAAGCAGGUGGACAAAAAGCACAAUGGAUGCUUCAUCUCUGCCUCUGUCAUGCUUCCUCCGGCCUCUCGCCCUGUUAUUAUGUCCAGCAAUCCUCCUCAGAUACCAGUGUUGGUGGACCUUCCUGGAGUGGGCAGCAAUCUACAGGACCAUCCAGCUGUCGUCGGCCUCUCGUGGACUGUCAAGCCAGGAUCUGCUUCCCGCUUAUUGGAUCUCAUCAAUCCCGCACACAUUAGAAAUUACAUCCAGAACAGACAAGGUCCUUUAACGAAUCCAUUGGCCGUGGAGGGAUAUGCUUGGGGCCUAGACGAAGAAGGUGACCCGUACUGGCCAGAGUUUCAAUAUCUCUUCUUUUCUGGCACUCCAGCGGCCGACGCUGGACUGGUGCUUACUGAUCUCCUGGGCUUCAGGAGAGAUUUCUUCCAGCAGUAUUUUGGGCCUAUAAAGGGGAAGGAUGGGUUCAACAUUUUACCUCUGUUGGCUCGACAAAAGAGCCGAGGGACUGUACGGCUGAGGUCUGGCGACCCUCACGAGUCCCCUCUCAUUGACCCCAACUUCCUCAGUCACCCUGAUGAUGUUGCUGCCUUUAUACGUGGUAAGUACAUGAGAGUACGAGAGCACAUGAGAGUGUUGCCAGGAUGUGAGAGAGAGGUGUAUGGAUCUGACAGCUACUGGGCAUGUUAUACACGGCACACAGCCAAAACUAUGUAUCACCCGGCUGGUACCUGUAAGAUGGCCCCGUCUUCUGACCCUCUGGGCGUUGUGGACCAUACUCUCAAGUUACGAGGCGUGAGAGGGGUACGGGUAGUCGAUGCUUCUAUCAUGCCCCAGAUCGUGACGGGCAACCUGAAUGCCCCAACUAUCAUGAUUGGUGAGAGAGCUGCUGAUCUUAUCAAGCAAGAUUGGGGAAUCUUGAUCUAAGUCUUGCAAUAAUAUUGCAAGGAUCCCAUUACAAAUACGUCACUUGAACUUGACUGGGUUUUAAGGGGUAAUUUAACGUUUUGUUGAUGUGUAAAUCAAUUGUAGAAAUGUAAGUUUGUGAAAGAUAUGUGAAAAAAUCUUAUUACAUGAUCAGCCGGGCUGUGGUUCAUAUGUCGGUUUACGUGCGGCCAGCAGUGACAGCCUGGUUGAUCAGGCUCUGAUCCACCACGAGGCCUGGUCACGGACCGGGCUGCGGGUAUACCGUAGUACAUGUAAGAGAUUAUCAUGAUAUAAAAAAUAAGAAAUAAAAUCUCACAGUGCUUAUACACCGAUAAUUUAUUUAAAUCCCAAUUUAUGGUAUUAAA